This is a messenger RNA of Myotis davidii, 2324 nucleotides long. RefSeq names its product cadherin related family member 4 (gene CDHR4). The record is from RefSeq and is a predicted model, not a curated record. Lineage: Eukaryota; Metazoa; Chordata; Mammalia; Chiroptera; Vespertilionidae. The transcript has 15 exons. Gene Ontology annotation, molecular function: calcium ion binding. Gene Ontology annotation, biological process: homophilic cell-cell adhesion. Gene Ontology annotation, cellular component: plasma membrane. The coding region runs from base 9 to 1991 and encodes 660 amino acids.
AGUGGGUGAUGGGUGGGGCUACAGCCUGGGAGGCCCAGGAGUCCCGCCUACCCAGGGUGUUUGAGCGUCACCUGGCAACAGGUGGGCCUGGCAGAGGCGGCUGCUUUCCAAGUCUCCUCCGCUGUCCUGUGGGCGCGAUGAUGUUGCUCAGGCCCCUGGCAAUUCUUCUUGCUCUGGUUGUCUCUGACCUCCACUGCCUGCCCUCGUUCGUCAAUGUCUCCGAGAGCCAGGGGCCCGGCACCAUCCUUUGGUCCUUCUCCUUCAACUGCUCUUCUCACACACCCACCCUGAAGCUGCUCCAGGUGCAGCCGCCCAGCACCUUCUUCAACCCCCCCAGCCUGGCCAGGUGGCAGGGGCUCUAUGUGGGACAGCUGACCUUGAGCAGCUCCGCCCAGCUGGACGCCCUGGCCGUGAACCACUAUGAGCUGCAGCUGCAGGUGACAUGCGGCAGCGACGUGACCCAAGGACCGCUCUCCGUGGGUGUGCGGCGGGAUCCGCCAUCUGGGGAAGUCAUCCAGGUGCCGGAAACAGUCACACCUGGGGCUCGGCUCUACACUUUGCUCCCAGGCCUGGAACUCCAGGGAGCCCAGGUGAACAUCACCAGUGCCCAGGACCCUCCACACUUCCCUGGACCCUUCUCCAUCAAUGGGCAGGGCUGGCUGCAGGCACCCCCCCAGGGCCUCAGAGGCCAGGCUCCAAAGGUGAGCAUGACCGGGACCUGGGGGUGCCCAUGGCCUGGGCAUACAAUGGGCAGAGCUACCACCUCCUGGAGGCUUGCUUGCUCUUGGCCUCCUGGGCCUCCUACGCUCUUCCAGCUCCAGGUGCUGGUGACCUUCCGGCGAGGCCGCAGCUGCCGGGGGCUGCUGACCAAUGCCUCCCUAGACUGCGACUCGCCUGGGGCCUGCCCGCAGCUCACGGCCUCCCUCCUGGUGCUGGAUGGUGGUCAGCCCCCCAUGAGCACUGAGGUGCCAGUACUGGUGAUGGUGACCCCCGUCAACGAGUUCUCCCCGACCUGUGUCCCCCGAACAUUCCGGGUCCGUGAGGAUGCAGAGCCCCGCACGCUGCUGGGCUCCGUGGUGGGCACAGACACGGACUACCCACACGGCGGCAUUGAGUACCACACCCCUGGCGGGCCCGCCACCUUUGCUGUGGACCGGCUCAGCGGCGAGGUUCGCCUCCUGGGGCCGCUGGACUAUGAGCAGCAGAGGUUGCACAGGCUCACCGUCCUGGUGACCGACCACAGCCAAGGCCUGGGCCCGGCUCGGCCCCGCUCUGGCUCCUGCACCAUGGCCAUUGAGGUGGAGGACGUGAAUGACCACGCCCCCGAGUGCGAGCCCCCGUUCCAGGAGCUCACCAUCCACACUUCCCCGGGCAGCGGCAUGGAGGUGACCAAGCUGUCAUGUCGGGUCCCACAGGAGCCACAGCGCCAGGCCUUCUCCUACAGCCUCGUGGGAGGGAAUCGUCAGGGCCGAUUCCGCCUGCAAGGAGCCGCCCUGCUGCAGGACGACCUCCUGUUGGGGGCCUCCCCGCCAGAGCAGCCCCAGACCUAUGAGCUCUUGAUCCGCGUGGCCGAUGCAGGUCCCUCCGCCCCCCACCUCAGCACCACAGCCACGGUCAUUGUGCAUCUGGUUCCCUGGAGGGCCAGCACCGUGGCCACCAGCACCAGCAGAGCCACAGUGCCUUCGGCGAUGACACCCCGGCUUGUGACUCACACGGAGCCUUUCUGGCAGCCGGAGCCCUGGUUUGUGGUGCUGCUGACGGUGACCGGCGCCCUGCUCCUGGCCCUGGGCUGGCUCCUCAGCAGGCAUCUCCGGGGGACCCAGGGAACUGUGGGGUCCUCUGAGGGGUUCAUGGAGGCGCCAAGGAUGGAGACACCCGAGGCACCCGGCAGCAUCAUGAGCCUGCAACAUUUUGAUGGCAGAGCCCAGGACUCCCGGACAGGCCGAGAGUUCCUGUUCAACUCGCGCUCGGGAGCCUGGCGCUGGCUCUGAGGCCUCGAAGCUGCCUCACUGCGUGGGAAUUUCUUCACUGACCCUGGGCUGUGUUUUCAAGUGGAUUCAAUAAUAAACCAAGUUACAAACAGCGAAGGCCCAGCCUUGUCACCCACCCGUGGGAGGAGCUCUGGGAUCUGUGCUUCCUUGUUCUGCCCUGGAGACCGCCUGCCUCCUGGGAAGACAGGGCGUAGGAAGGUGCGUUUGGGGAAGGCGAUGUCCACUGCGCUCAGGGCCUCGAUUCAGGCUCUGCCGAGCCAGAGUCUGGUCCUGUCGGCGGGGCUGUUCCCUCCCGGAGAGGAGGACGCUGGGGGGCAGCUGCCUGCUGUGGGG